AUGCUGCAACCAUUGAAGAACGUUGUCGUCCUCGGAGGAUCGUAUGUCGGUCUUGCCGCUGUGAGCGAGCUUGCCGCUGCUCUGCCAGCAUCCCACCGCAUUUUGCUUGUUGAACCGCACAGCCACUUUCAUCAUCUUUUCGCAUUUCCUCGCUUCGCAGUCCUCCCAGACCAUGAGCACAAAGCCUUCAUUCCAUACACAGCAGCUUUCUCAAAGUCAUCCGACCCAUCGCGGCACCAGGUGAUUCAAGCCCGUGCCAAAUCUCUCCGCCCCAACUCCGUCAUUCUGGAUAGAGGAUGGCAUGGUUCAGGAGAGAUUCCAUUCGAUUAUUUGGUUGUCACAACAGGCACCAGAUUGCCCAGCCCAGGAACUAUGCCCGGUGAUGAUAAGCUAUCGUCGGUCGACACCUUGAGAGCGCAUCAGCAGGCGGUUCAGAAGGCAUCUUCUGUCAUUCUCAUCGGAGGCGGCGCGGUGGGCGUUCAGAUGGCUACGGAUCUUAAGGAAAUUUACCCUGAGAAGGAGGUCACUCUUGUGCAUUCACGAGAGCACCUCAUGCCUCUUUACCACACCAAGUUGGAUGAGAUUAUCAAGGCUCGAUUCGAUGAGUUGGGAAUCAAGUUGAUCACCGGCUCCCGUGCUGUGAUUCCUCCUGGCGGUCUUGCCUCCCAGACUUCAGUCAAGCUGCAAGAUGGUCGUGGACUCUCAGCGGAUCUGAUCAUCCCCGCAACGGGGCAAAUACCUAACAACCAGUUCCUUCAGGAUCUCAAGCAGACUGGCGACACCCCUCUUGUAAACCCGGCGAACGGCUUCAUCAAAGUGCGACCGACACUGCGAUUUGAAGACCCAGCAUACCCGCACAUGUUUGCUGCUGGUGAUAUUGCCGACUCUGGUGCGCACAAGGCUGCUCGGCCUGGCGCCGGACAAGCGAAGGUAGUCGCUCAGAACAUUCUGGCUAUGAUCAAUGGCCAAGAGCCGACAGAGCACAUUGUAGUUACUCCACCGGCAAUUCAUCUAUCAUUGGGACUGAAAAAGAACUUUGUGUUCAGAAACCCCGAUGUUGCAGCAGGACAGACUGAACCAGCAGUCGUGCCGCGAGAAGAGGGAACAGCGGACAUGAACAUUGAGGGCGUGUGGGAGCGAAGAGGUAUUCGUGUCACCGACCCUAGAGAGUACCACCUGUAA
This is a messenger RNA of Colletotrichum tamarilloi, 1182 nucleotides long. RefSeq names its product oxidoreductase. The record is from RefSeq and is a predicted model, not a curated record. Gene Ontology annotation, cellular component: cytoplasm. Lineage: Eukaryota; Fungi; Ascomycota; Sordariomycetes; Glomerellales; Glomerellaceae. The transcript has 7 exons. The coding region runs from base 1 to 1182 and encodes 393 amino acids. Gene Ontology annotation, molecular function: flavin adenine dinucleotide binding; electron-transferring-flavoprotein dehydrogenase activity.